Phodopus roborovskii (desert hamster) is the source of this 5437-nucleotide messenger RNA. It is a transcript of the gene Rcor1, whose product is annotated as REST corepressor 1. The transcript has 12 exons. Gene Ontology annotation, cellular component: histone deacetylase complex; transcription regulator complex. Bases 84 to 1526 code for a protein of 480 amino acids. The record is from RefSeq and is a predicted model, not a curated record. NCBI's taxonomy places the organism in Eukaryota, Metazoa, Chordata, Mammalia, Rodentia, Cricetidae. Gene Ontology annotation, biological process: negative regulation of DNA-templated transcription; regulation of transcription by RNA polymerase II. Gene Ontology annotation, molecular function: transcription corepressor activity.
CCUGCGCCCCCUGCCCGCGGCCCGCCGCCCGCGCCUCGCCAGCCGGGGGCCCCGUCACUUUGGCCCGGCCCCGGGCCCCGCCGAUGCCGGCCAUGGUGGAGAAGGGCCCCGAGGUCUCAGGGAAGCGGCGAGGGAGGAACACGGCGGCCGCCGCCGCCUCGGCCGCCGCCUCGGCCGCCUCGGCCGCCGCCUCGGCCGCCGCCUCGGCCGGCACCGCCUCCGCCUCGGCCGCCGCCGCCGCCGCGGCCGCCGCCGCCCCCAAUAAUGGGCAGAAUAAAAGUUUGGCGGCGGCGGCCCCCAACGGGAACAGCGGCAGCAACUCCUGGGAGGAGGGCAGCUCGGGCUCGUCCAGCGACGAGGAGCACGGUGGCGGCGGCAUGCGCGUGGGACCCCAGUACCAGGCGGCCGUGCCCGACUUCGACCCCGCCAAACUGGCAAGACGCAGUCAAGAACGAGACAAUCUUGGCAUGUUGGUCUGGUCACCUAAUCAGAAUCUUUCAGAAGCAAAACUGGAUGAGUACAUCGCCAUUGCCAAGGAGAAGCACGGGUACAACAUGGAACAGGCUCUUGGGAUGCUCUUCUGGCAUAAACAUAAUAUUGAAAAAUCACUGGCCGAUUUGCCCAACUUCACCCCCUUUCCAGAUGAGUGGACAGUAGAAGAUAAAGUCUUAUUUGAACAAGCUUUUAGCUUUCAUGGGAAAACUUUUCAUAGAAUCCAGCAAAUGCUUCCUGAUAAAUCCAUAGCAAGUCUGGUGAAGUUUUACUAUUCUUGGAAGAAAACGAGAACCAAAACCAGUGUGAUGGAUCGUCAUGCGAGGAAGCAGAAACGGGAGCGGGAAGAGAGUGAGGAUGAACUGGAAGAAACAAAUGGAAGCAACCCCAUUGACAUUGAGAUUGAUCCAAACAAGGAAAACAAAAAGGAGGUGCCCCCUACUGAGACAGUUCCUCAGGUCAAAAAAGAAAAGCAUAGCACACAAGCUAAAAACAGAGCAAAGAGGAAGCCUCCGAAGGGAAUGUUUCUUUCCCAGGAAGACGUGGAAGCCGUGUCUGCUAAUGCUACUGCAGCAGCUACUGUGCUGAGACAGCUGGACAUGGAGCUGGUCUCCAUCAAGAGACAGAUUCAGAACAUUAAGCAGACAAACAGUGCUCUUAAAGAAAAGCUUGAUGGUGGAAUAGAGCCUUACCGACUUCCAGAGGUCAUUCAGAAAUGCAACGCACGAUGGACUACAGAAGAACAGCUUCUCGCCGUACAAGCCAUCAGGAAAUAUGGGCGAGAUUUUCAGGCGAUCUCAGAUGUGAUUGGGAACAAGUCAGUCGUUCAGGUGAAAAACUUUUUUGUAAAUUAUCGGCGUCGCUUCAACAUAGAUGAAGUUUUACAAGAAUGGGAAGCAGAACAUGGUAAAGAUGAGACCAAUGGGCCCAGUAACCAGAAACCUGUCAAGUCCCCUGAUAGCUCCGUCAAGAUCCCCGAGGAAGAAGAUGAGGCUGCUUCUGUCCUCGACGUAAGAUACGCAUCUGCCUCAUGAAAACUGCUGGUAGCUUUGAACACUUGGUAUGGGCGACAUGUUAUCCAGAUAUCAGGUAUUACAAGACAUCACCUAGCCAUCUGCAUCACAUCUCUGUGGACAAGCAGCUAUUACCAAAAAAGGCAUACACUUCAGUCCUGUGCUACAUCUGCCUUAAUUCUUUGCUCGUUCCUCCAUGUUGGCACGACUUCCCAGAGAGCUCUGUUGCAUCUCAUUCUGCCUAAGGGCUGGGGGACCCAUGGCCUGCACACCUCCCUCGAGUCUGGGACCUACCCUCCAGUUGGCUCCCCCGAGCCCCAACAGUGGCAGCUCUCCCAGUCAACAGCUUCAGAACAGGUAGUCUUGAUGAAAGGCCCAGCUCUGUUCCUGCAUGGCCUGCAGUUUCUACUUUGUGCAUAGUGUAAUUCCAGAAGGCCUCAUAGGCCUUCUAGAAGAUUUCUCCCCUUCUCUGGGGAAGCCACCUAAGUAAUAUCAUGCUUCUUUGGAAAUCACAGCCCAUUGGCAGACCACAUCAUAACCUUUUUCAUACCAAGCUCCCUGGUAUAACUCCUGUUUCCCUAAACAGAAAGUGGAAUUAUGGUGGAGAAAUCAGGUGGCUCCUCUCCCCUUUCUCUUCUCCUAACUUUCCCCUUUCUCCCUUUCCAAGAGAUAAAAGCUCAUUUGAAGCAGCUGUCCCUGACAUUGUAGCUUACUGGGAGCGUGGACCUCAAUGCUUUCUUUCUGCCUUCAGCCUUCAGCAUUGGAAUCCCAGGGUGGGGGUACACCCACCUCCUCUUGAUUCCCCAGCUACCACUAUCAUCACCCAACUCUGAGAAAUCUGGUUCAUAUCACUGUACCUGGUGCUUGUAAUUUGGAAUUGGUGCCUUCUCCUCCUGGCAACCAUGUUAUCAAUCACUUUUCUGUUCAAGUGUCUUAUUUAACGUUUAUUGCUUGCCAAAGAUGACAUCAUUGAGGUGUAGCAGAUGGGGAGAGCUUCAGCAGAUUUGACUUGAAACGUCAGGUCGGCUCAGGAGAGGACAUGAGGGAAGCUAGGGGUGGUUUCUUAGAUCUGCGCCCCCUUAGCGCUCACUCUUGGUGUGCCUGCCCAUUGGGUGUCGCUCCAUGUGUCCUAUGUGUCAUUUAUAUGCUGGUGUGAUCACACACACACCAUCCCCUCUCUUUUAGCAGCAGAUAGGACAGAAAAGUGAUGGAUGUUUUGCUUAGUGAGACCAGCAUGCAAACCAGUCUACAGAGUGGUAUGUGAUACCAUCUGUUUAGACUGGGAACAAGCGAAGAUUGCUAAUAAAUGUUCUGAGACUUCCAGAAUCACUUUUGCUCUCUUACCAGACUGUGGGCCUGCAGGGGUUGAGGGGCAGCCGGUCAGACUGCGUUCUAGCAUCCAUGGCCAGUUGAGACUGCACUAACCAUGUGGAAAUAUCUUUUGUUGUUGUUCGCAGUGUUUGAAUAUUUUUUCUGCUUUCAAUACCAAAAAGAGGAGAGAAAAAAAGUAGAUGCUUUAAGAUAGGAACAGAGUUCUUAAGAAUUUAAAAUAUGCAAUUAAAAUUCGAUGUUUUUGACUCCUAAGCACCUUCCCUUUUUUUUUUUUUUUUUUUUUUUUUUUUUAAAUAAUUUUUUAAAGUUAGCUGAUGUUCUCUUUAGAAAGAGGUUCAGCUAUAGAAAUCUAGAUUGGGAGUGGGGUGUACAUUGUUUUUGAGAGGUCUGGAGAAAGGUCAUUCCAAAGGAGAGUGUAGAGGGACUUUGUUCAUCUGUCCCACACCAGGUGCCCAUUGAUAAGAGUGUGUGGAACAGUGCAAGGCACAGCCCACUGCUGCUCUAUAGGGACAGGUGACAGACUAACACUAGCGAGGAAUCCACUUUCUUUUGUGUUUUUAUCAUAAACCUGCUGUGUAACACAAAGGGGAAGGAGAACAUGAUGGGGUCAGAGGUCAGCCCGCACUUUGUGCCUCACUCACAGGGACACUAAGGCGCCUGAUAAAGCUCUGCUCGCCUAGCUUUUUGCAUGUCCUCUCUCGGUGAGCAGAAGCAGUGUGGAUGGUUGCUACAAUGGCUUUCACGCUCUGCCAGUGGUUCUACGUCUGUCUUUGUGCUGGGGCUACUUUAGAUUUGUUCUUCCUUGUCGGUGCGAUGGGCAGAGCGCAGCGCCAGGCACCAGGCUCCUCUGUACUGUCUUCCUGGUUCCAAGCAGCCGGGACAAGUCGGGUGUCAGAGUGACUAUGAUCAGAAUAGCUGGUUUUGGCUUUUUCUCCAAGGGAAAGAGGCAUGCCAUUUUCAUUAGACAAAGGGGGUCUUUGUCUGGCUGAUGUUGGAAUAGUCUUCAUGUUUUAAACGUUUCGUGACACAGUCUGCAGUGAUGUAAAUCCAAGAAAUCACUUAGCUUUCAAAGCUGAGGGCUCUGGUCUUGAACUGUGACUGUUCAACAUGUCAAAAAUUAGGUGCAUCAGCAGGUUAGGUUUGGACAUGACGCCUGCUUCAGAUGGAAUGUCACUUAAGCUUUGCGUUCUUAAAAAUUAUCAAUGUGAAUGUCAUAAUUAUAUAUUUUUGUGGGAAAAUCUUCUAAAUAUAAGUUAUUGUGCAAAAUAUAGUAUCAUGGACACAAAUAAUAGUCUAACUUUUAGUUUAGAGAUCCCUAAAGAUAUAAACUGUAUUGCGUAUGCAUUAAAAGUUUGUUUUAUUUAAUUUUAUGUAGACAUGUAAAGUGUUUAGGUAAUUCUUUUUGCUUACCCACAUAAACACCCUGUUACUUGAAUAUUGUGUUGACUGGUCGGCAGCGGUGAUCGAUUGUGUAACAGCUCUUUCGCUGGGGCCCAGCCUCAGUUAGGCGCUGUGUCAGCAGGAGCAGAGGUUCAUGCCCCACAGCACUGUCACCGUCUCUUUGUCUGUCAAGGCAGCUCCUAAUGGUGGCUUCUGGCAGUUUUUACAAGGCCCACACAAUGAUGGUCACAACCUUACUCACAAAAACGAAGGCGAGAACGUUUGCUGUGGACUAAUUAAGCAGUUGUUUUCUGUUUAUACAGUUUUCUCAGUACCACACACCGCUCUAAGUGAGUUCGUUGUCACUUUAAAUUGCAACUAUACCCUGCUUUUAUCUUUCUAAAUAUCAGAUGUACUAUUGGUAUAAUUGCACACCAAAAAUAAGCCCAGCAGUGCAUUACACUAACUGGAUCCCUGCUUCCAUGUAAGCAAAGGAGAGACAGAACACAGCCUGUCUUUCUCUCAUGUCUACCCUUUUGUACACCCAGUGACCCAGGGUACAAGUUUUCAGUAUCAAGUCAACUUGGCCCCAGAUUGACUAAGGCAGGUGGAUCAUCUGAGCCUAACGGUCCUGUGCAAUGCUCCUCCCGCCUCUCCCUGGGUCUUUGCAACUGCUUCUCACUGUAGUAAAGCACAAUUGCAGGAAGGUUCCAAUUCAGAAGGAAGGUCAGCAGAGUCUAUGCAUGUUGUAAAAUAGUGAGUGUUUACAGCCACCUUCUCUAAAACGAAAAUUUAUACUGGAGUGGAUAGCAUUCCAUUAUGUAGACUUAAAAACUUUGCUAAGUGCUUUUUAGAUUGCUUAAAAUUUUUUCAAGAUUUUAAAAGAUGUAUAAGGUUAAGUUUGCAAAUAUAACGGAAAUGCUGUAUAUCUUUUGGAGUGAUAAAAUCCAUGUUAAAUUUUAAAGAAACUAUGUUGUAAUAAUGCUGUUGUAAGUAAUAUUUCCAUGUCUCUCUUUGCUUGUUUUCUAGUUCAGCACAGUUAUUGUGGUGAAUGUCCAUAGCAUUAUAACUGCUUAGCCAUUGGAUUAUAACAUUUGUUAGUGGAGAUUGGGAAAUUUAUUUGUGAAAUUCUGCAGAAUUCAUUUUUCUAUUUCCAAUAUUUGCUGAAGUUAAAUAAAAAUUUUCAAGCCAUUGAUGUAAUAAAAUAUGAAACAAAACAA